Messenger RNA from Polychytrium aggregatum, 1453 nucleotides. Its product is annotated as protein phosphatase 2A. The record is from RefSeq and is a predicted model, not a curated record. Gene Ontology annotation, molecular function: protein serine/threonine phosphatase activity. The transcript has 6 exons. NCBI's taxonomy places the organism in Eukaryota, Fungi, Chytridiomycota, Chytridiomycetes, Polychytriales. Bases 27 to 962 code for a protein of 311 amino acids. Gene Ontology annotation, biological process: mitotic cell cycle; peptidyl-serine dephosphorylation. Gene Ontology annotation, cellular component: cytosol.
ACGCUCUUUCGUUCACCCUAUCAGUCAUGGCGUCGUCGGCAAUGGAGCACUACCCCGAAGUUGAUGUCUGGGUCAACACCCUGAUGAACUGCAAGCAACUCUCUGAGGCUGAUGUCAAGAAGCUCUGCGAUAAGGCGCGCGAGGUCCUCAUGGAGGAGUCGAACGUCCAGCCCGUCCGUUGCCCCGUCACUGUCUGUGGCGAUAUUCACGGCCAGUUCCACGACCUCAUGGAACUCUUCAAGAUCGGCGGCAACUGCCCCGAUACCAACUACUUGUUCAUGGGCGACUACGUCGACCGUGGCUACUACUCGGUGGAGACCGUCACCCUGCUGGUGGCUCUCAAGGUCCGCUACAGAAACCGAGUCACCAUCCUGCGUGGCAACCACGAGUCUCGCCAGAUCACCCAGGUCUACGGCUUCUACGACGAGUGCCUGCGCAAGUACGGCAACGCCAACGUCUGGAAAUACUUCACCGACCUCUUUGACUAUCUGCCCUUGACUGCUCUCAUUGAGGAUCAGAUCUUCUGUCUGCACGGCGGUCUGUCGCCCUCGAUCGACACCCUGGACCACAUCCGCUCUCUCGACCGAAUCCAAGAAGUCCCGCACGAGGGUCCCAUGUGCGAUCUUCUGUGGUCCGACCCCGACGACCGCUGCGGUUGGGGCAUUUCUCCUCGUGGCGCUGGAUAUACCUUUGGACAGGACAUUGCCGAGGCCUUCAACCAUAACAACGGUCUGACCCUGAUCUCACGUGCGCAUCAACUUGUCAUGGAGGGAUACAACUGGUCGCAGGAGCGAAACGUCGUCACCAUCUUCAGUGCCCCCAACUACUGCUACCGUUGCGGAAACCAAGCUGCCAUCAUGGAGAUCGACGAGCACCUGAAAUACACAUUCCUCCAAUUCGACCCUGCCCCCAGACGCGGAGAGCCCCACGUUACCCGACGAACGCCCGACUACUUCUUGUAAAGACAUAGACUGGACGCACCGGCACUGUCGAGACACCUUAAUCUGGCUGCAUUGGGACAAGGCGAAAGGCAGAAUGGAGGAACAAGUUUCGCUCAGGAGGCUCCGGCUGUGCUGUACAUUUCAAGGUUGACCUUUCCCCCUCCCCAAUCGGACCCACCACUCUUAACCACUUUCCCUGGCCGGAAUGCAUCCGCUCUUGCCUAUGCACGCCGUUCUGUCGUGGGCCCCUUCGAAUAUCGACCUGCCGUGUGCCCUGAUCGCUUGCAUCGACACCAGCAGUGUGCCUCCAUAUCUCGGGUGCCUUGCGGCACAUGGACGAUGAAGAGUUGAGCAGUAGCGUGUGACUCUUUCUGUUGUUUGGUGCUUUCGGUUGACUGUUGAUUGGCAGCCGCAGGCUCUCCUUGGUUUGGGGAAACGAUUUGCGCUUGUUUGAUAUUAUGCUCUGUUGGUUUUUUAUCUUUCUUUGUUUCUCUUCUCUUCUCUUCUCUUCU